This is a messenger RNA of Zymoseptoria tritici IPO323, 2681 nucleotides long. RefSeq lists its product as uncharacterized. The coding region runs from base 247 to 2457 and encodes 736 amino acids. Lineage: Eukaryota; Fungi; Ascomycota; Dothideomycetes; Mycosphaerellales; Mycosphaerellaceae. Gene Ontology annotation, biological process: fungal-type cell wall biogenesis; transmembrane transport. The record is from RefSeq and is a predicted model, not a curated record. The transcript has 2 exons.
ACUCGUGUCACCACACACUCGCCACACCAACACCCUUGUCGACUCUCUUUCUCACACGAAAAGCAUAUCUCACGACCCUUUCUUCGAAACACCAAAACAUCCUUCUGGAACACAAAAACGCCCCGGUCUGACAGCUCGGUGGAAGAACACUGCGUGACUCCCCACGUGGGCUGCGCGUCCAUUACUCUGACCAACAUCUUCAACGUACCGAACUCGACAUCACUGGAGACAACUCCCUCCUUCACCAUGCGGUCCUCGAUGGGCUUCCGCCGAUACCUCCCCGUCCUACUCCUCGGUGCGCUGCCGGCCAGCGUAUCUGGUGUGGACGUCCUCACAACGAAUGGAUUCUCCCUCUGUUCGACGAGUUCCUCCAUCCAGGUCGACAGACUGGAUGCCACAUACGAUCGUAAUUCAAAAGUCAUCACCUUUGAUGUAGCAGGCAGCAGCACAGAAUCACAGAAAGUUACGCUUCACCUCACAGUCACGGCAUAUGGCAAGCAAGUCUACGAGAGGGACUUUGAUCCCUGUGAUUUGAACAUGGAGCAGAUGUGUCCAGUACCCUCCGGCUCAUUCGCCGCCAAAGGCUCCGAAGCCAUCCCCGACAAAUAUGCCAGCCAAAUACCAUCAAUCGCAUUCAGCGUUCCCGAUCUUGAUGGACUGGUCAAGCUGGAAGUCAAGAGCUCGAGUGGGCAACAAAUCGCAUGCAUUCAGUCAGAGGUGGGAAAUGGCAAGACGUUCAACAUACCAUCGGUGAAAUAUGCGGCAGCAGGAGUGGCUGGCGUUGCACUUGUCUUCACGGGUGCUGCGGCGUUGGCAUCUGGUGGUUCUCCAGGCGCAACAGGUCCUUCACCAUCAUUCGGAGAAGUGUUGGGGUGGUUUCAAGGAAUGGCUAUGAACGGAAUGCUGAGCGUAAAAUACCCCAAGGUCUAUCAGUCAUUUACGACAAAUUUCGGAUUCUCAGCGGGACUGGUCGAAUGGGGAUCGAUGCAGACGGCGAUUGACAAUUUCCGAGCUUCAACAGGAGGUAAUGUGACGGAGAACAACUAUGAAUACCUCAAGAACAACGUCACCUUGGUAUUGAACCAGGAUUCGAACAACAAGACAUCAAAAGCGAAGCGAGCCUUGGAUACCGCACUCCUCUGGGCACGCCAAACGACCGUCAACGUCAACGGACAAUCCACCGCCGUCGACACCGGUCUUCAAGACAGCGGCAACACCGCCAACAACACCGCCACCUCGGACAUGUCCCCCAAAGACAAACAAUUCGUCACAGGCAUCCAAGCCUACGCCGAGCAACUCAGCAUCCCUUCCUCCAACACCUUCAUGACCAUCCUCCUCGUCUGGGCCAUCGUCGUUGCCGCCAUCAUUGUCCUCAUCCUCAUCGGCAAAGUCAUCCUCGAAGCCUGGGCCCAAUGCGGCACCCUGUCCAAAUCCCUCGACUCCUGGCGCAAACGCUACUGGUGGCGCAUGGCCAAAGCCAUCACCAACCUCGUCCUCCUACUCUACGGCAUCUGGACCAUGUGGUGCGUCUACCAAUUCGCCGAUGGCGACUCCUGGGCCGCAAAAGUCCUCGCGGGCGUGACCCUCGCGCUCUUCACCGCCCUCCUCGCGGGUUUCAGUUGGCGGAUCUACGCCAAAGCUCACCAGUACAAGAAACUCGAAGGCGCGCCUAAUGGGUUGUAUGAAGACAAAGAAGUCUGGAUCAAAUACUCCCUCUUCUACGACUCCUACAAGAAAUCCUACUGGUGGCUCUUCGUCCCUGUCAUCCUCUACAUGUUCGCUCGCGGCUGCAUCAUCGCGGGCGCCAACGGCCACGGCAUGGUUCAAGUCGCCGGCCAACUCAUCGUCGAAGCCCUCAUGCUCAUCCUCUUGCUCUGGACCCGUCCAUUCGCCCGGAGGUCCUCCCAAUGGAUCAACAUCACCAUCCAAACCGUACGCGUCCUCUCUGUCGUCUGCAUCCUCAUCUUCGUCGAGGAACUCGGCUUUUCACAAACCACCACGACCGUCACCGGCGUGGUUCUCUUGGUGGUGCAAAGCAUCAUGACCGGCCUCCUCGCCAUCCUGAUCGCCAUCAACGCGAUAAUAGCCUGCAUCAAAGAAAACCCGCACCGCAGAAAACGCAAAGACGCGGAGAAAGCCCGGUUGGAAAAGGAUCUCGAUAACCUCACCCCGCUCAACGCAAGAAACUCCCUCCUCAUGGGUAACAUGUCGCAACGCGGCCACGAGCCGAGUAUCUACAAAGCACCGAUCGUCUCGCCCGCGCCGUUUGGCGAUAAGAGAGGACGAUACGACGCCGUGCCCACGAGGACCAACACGGCGUAUCGCGGGAGAGAAGCAGACGAUGAUGAUGAAAUUUUGAUGAACCGCGCACAGCCGAUGCCGUGGAGGGAUCAUAGUCGGAACGGGAGUCGGGCGAGUUCGGUGCAGUCGAGGGAGCCGAGGUUGCCGGCUUUGUGAGCAAGACGUCGAAGAUUGCGGAAAAAGAAACAUACAGAAUUUUGGUAAUUGGGAAACAGCAUGUAAGCCCGCGCGCGGGAUGAGAUUUGGCAUUGGGCAUUGGACGAGCGAGCAUUGCAUUUUGUACAGGGGCAUUUUCUACGAGGAUUGAGAGGUUGAGACAGAGACUUACCGAGAAAGUGAGAUAGUAUUCGUGUACAGAGCGAUGCCACGGCAGUUCACGC